UUUUGCUGUCUGGGAGAUUUCCAAUACCUCCAAACCUCGACAGUCAUUCACUCAUUAGCUUCCAAGAACUCCAUAUAAUUUAGCUGAUGCAGAUCCCAAGAACCCACGCAUUCACAAUAAGUUAAUCCCCCAUCUGUCAUUAGUUAAUCAAAUCCAAAACGAAUUUCUUGACACUCUCUUACUCCCUGAGAAAAUGCCACCGUUCUGAUAAGAGGAGGAACGGAACAUAUAGAAGAACAACAAAAAUGUCAACCCUCUUGGUGUUCUUCUACUGUUUCGCUGCCACCACUCUUGUUUUUGCUCAAACCGGGCAGAAUGUGGAGUGGUCGACCUUACUUUCGAUCAAAGCUAGUCUCGUUGAUCCAACCGGCGGCCUCAAUGAUUGGAAAAUGCCGAGCAACGCAGUUGAGGGAGGUUCGCCACAUUGCAACUGGACCGGAGUUUGGUGCAACUCAAAAGGGUUCGUAGAGAAGCUGGACAUCUCCAACAUGAACCUCAGCGGCCAUGUUUCCGAUCACAUUCAAGGCUUGCGCCGUCUUUCGAUCCUCAACAUAUCUUGCAACGCGUUUGAAACAUCGUUGCCAAGGCUGAUAACCAAUCUUACGUCGCUGAAGAGCAUUGACGUGAGCCAAAACAACUUUGUUGGCGAGUUUCCAACGGGUUUCGGAAGGGCUUCAGGACUCACAUCAGUCAAUGCAUCAAGCAACAACUUCUCAGGAUUUCUUCCGGAUGAUCUUGGAUACGCAACAUCCCUCGAAAUCCUAGAUUUCAGAGGGAGCUUCUUUGAAGGCUCGAUCCCUACAUCUUACAAGAACCUGCAGAAGCUGAAGUUUCUUGGCCUAUCUGGCAACAAUCUCACCGGAAACCUUCCAAGAGAAUUCGGGCAGCUUUCAUCACUAGAGACUAUUAUUCUCGGAUACAACGCUUUUGAAGGCGAAAUCCCAGCGGAGUUUGGCAACCUCACCAAUCUUCAGUAUCUUGACUUGGCAGUUGGCAGUCUCAGCGGCCAAAUUCCACCUGAAUUGAGUAGACUGCAAAAACUCACCACAGUUUAUUUGUACAAAAACAAUUUCACAGGAAAAAUCCCACCAGAUUUCGGUAACAUUACAUCGCUAGCGUUCUUGGAUCUCUCCGAUAAUCAGAUUUCCGGAGAGAUUCCUGCAGAGCUUGCACAAUUGACGAAUCUGCAGCUUCUGAACUUAAUGUGCAAUAAGCUCACAGGUUCAGUUCCUGCCAACCUCGGCAAGUUAACCAAGUUACAGGUACUUGAGCUGUGGAAGAACUCGUUGACAGGUCCUCUGCCAAGAAACCUUGGAAGGAAUUCCCCGUUGCAAUGGUUAGACGUGUCAUCGAACUCAUUGUCGGGUGAUCUCCCACCAGGUUUGUGUGAUUCCGGCAAUCUCACUAAACUCAUCCUGUUCAACAACUCCUUCUCCGGUCCAAUCCCAGUAAGGCUUUCGACAUGUUUGUCAUUGGUUCGUGUUCGUAUGCAAAACAAUCUUAUUUCGGGAUCCAUUCCAGUUGGUCUGGGAAAUCUUCCAAUUCUUCAGAGGCUAGAAUUGGCGAAAAACAAUCUUACUGGCCAAAUUCCUGCUGACAUUACUCUGUCUGCGUCUCUUUCCUUCAUCGAUGUCUCUUGGAACCGCCUCGAAUCAUAUCUUCCUUCGAGUAUCCUUUCGCUUCCUAAUCUUCAAACCUUCAUGGCUUCCAAUAACAACUUGCAAGGCAAGCUGCCGGACCAGUUCCAAGACUGUCCGUCACUCUCAGUCCUCGACAUUUCAAACAACCACAUCUCCGGAAAAAUUCCAGAGAGCAUAGCUUCUUGCGAGAAGCUGGUGAACCUGAACCUCAGAAACAACCAGUUCAACGGGGAAAUCCCUCAAUCAAUAGCGACAAUGCAUACAUUGUCAGUUCUCGACCUGUCCAACAAUUCUUUGGUAGGUCAAAUCCCGGAAAGUUUCGGAAGCUCACCAGCCUUGGAGAUGCUUAACUUGUCUUACAACAGGCUUGAAGGUCCAGUACCUGCAAAUGGUAUCCUAAUGACCCUAAACCCUAACGAUCUCCUAGGCAAUGCCGGUCUUUGCGGAGGCAUACUUCCACCGUGCUCUCACAGUUUAGCCGCAACAGCAGCUCCUAUUCGGAAUAUGCACAUCAAACACAUCCUUACUGGAUUCAUCGUUGGAAUCUCAGUAAUUUUGACUGUGGGAACCGCAUUUCUCGCAGGGAGAUGGAUGUAUCGGAAAUGGUACUUAUAUAACAGCUUCGACAGUUGGUUUAACAAGACCAAUCAAGAGUGGCCUUGGAGGUUAGUAGCAUUUCAGAGAAUUAACUUCACAAGUGCUGACAUUCUGGCUUGCAUACAAGAAUCGAAUAUCAUUGGCAUGGGCGGGAGCGGAGUUGUUUACAAGGCGGAAAUCCAUCGACCCCACUCGGUUGUAGCAGUUAAGAAGCUAUGGAGACCGGGGACAGACGUUGAAAGUGGUGAUGAUCUGUUUGGUGAAGUGAACCUCCUCGGCAGGCUCCGGCAUAGAAAUAUUGUUCGGUUGCUAGGGUACCUUCAUAACGAAAGCGACGUUGUGAUGAUAUACGAGUUCAUGCCGAACGGGAACCUCGGGACUGCAUUGCAUGGAAAUCAAGCCGGAAAGUUGCUGGUCGACUGGGUUUCGAGGUAUAACAUAGCAGUGGGUGUUGCACAAGGUCUGAACUAUCUCCACCACGACUGUCAGCCGCCAGUUAUUCACCGAGAUAUCAAAUCGAACAACAUUCUGCUGGAUGCAAACCUUGACGCCAGAGUGGCGGAUUUCGGGCUAGCAAGGAUGAUGAUCCACAAGAACGAGACAGUUUCAAUGGUGGCGGGAUCUUACGGAUACAUUGCACCUGAAUACGGAUACGCAUUGAAGGUAGACGAAAAGACUGACAUCUACAGCUACGGCGUAGUUCUGUUAGAGCUUCUAACCGGAAAGAUGCCGGUAGACCCUGCGUUCGGGGAAUCUGUGGAUAUCGUGGAGUGGGUUCGAAGGAAGAUGAGGACCAAGAGAGCCUUAGAAGAAACACUGGAUCCUAGCAUAGCCGGUGAAUGCAUGCAUGUUCAAGAAGAAAUGCUUCUCGUCCUCCGAAUCGCGCUUGUCUGUACGGCAAAGCUCCCGAAAGACAGGCCUUCCAUGAGAGACAUAAUAACAAUGCUCGGAGAGGCGAAACCGAGGAGGAAAAGCAUUUGUGAGAGUAGAAGCCAGAAAAUUGGCACGGAGAAGCCUAUAUUCAGCACCUCACCAGUCAUGGGUCUUCUGUAGGAACUCGUUCUGCAGGGGUUUUCUUCGUGUUUUAUUUUCGUUCGUGUAAAUGUAUUUUUUCUGUUCUUUGGACUAAUUUAUACUGCGCAUUCAUAUCAAGAUACAACGAUGAACAUUCAACGAAAAAGAA
This is a messenger RNA of Malus domestica (apple), 3420 nucleotides long. RefSeq names its product leucine-rich repeat receptor-like protein kinase PXL1. The record is from RefSeq and is a predicted model, not a curated record. Gene Ontology annotation, molecular function: protein binding; protein kinase activity; ATP binding. Lineage: Eukaryota; Viridiplantae; Streptophyta; Magnoliopsida; Rosales; Rosaceae. Gene Ontology annotation, biological process: protein phosphorylation.